CCUCCUCCUCUUCCUCCUCCUCCCCGGCUCCCUGCCUAGUCUCCAUAGAAAAGCGGCGCCGCCUCCCCGCCUCUCUCACUCCCCGCUCCUCUCCGCCGCGCGCUCCAGGAGAGGGCGGAGGGGAGGCGGCGCCGCGCCUGGAGGAGGGGGCGCAGGGGCGGAGCCGAGCCCGCACCUUCCCAGAUAAGCCUUUCUCCUGCCGCAGAGCAGACGAGAGGAGCCCAGCGGCCGGAGCAGGACACUUCGCUCAGGCGGAGGGCCGGCACGAUGGCGACCGUGGUGGUGGAAGCCGCCGAGCCUGAGCCGUCCGGCGGCAUGGCCAACCCGGCGGCGACCACCUCGCCCAGCCUGUCGCAUCGCUUCCUCGACACUAAGUUCUACUUGCUGGUGGUCGUCGGCGAGAUCGUGACCGAGGAGCACCUGCGACGCGCCAUCGGCAACAUCGAGCUCGGAAUCCGAUCAUGGGACACAAACCUCAUCGAAUGCAACUUGGAUCAAGAACUGAAACUUUUUGUCUCCAGACAUUCUGCGAGGUUCUCUCCUGAAGUGCCAGGACAAAAGAUCCUUCAUCACCGAAGUGACGUUUUAGAAACAGUGGUCCUGAUCAACCCUUCAGAUGAAGCGGUCAGCACCGAGGUGCGUUUGAUGAUCACUGACGCCGCCCGCCACAAGCUGCUCGUGCUCACGGGACAGUGCUUCGAAAACACCGGAGAGCUCAUUCUGCAGUCGGGCUCUUUCUCCUUCCAGAACUUCAUAGAGAUUUUCACCGAUCAAGAGAUUGGGGAAUUACUGAGCACGACCCAUCCUGCCAACAAAGCCAGCUUAACCCUGUUCUGUCCCGAAGAAGGGGACUGGAAGAACUCCAAUCUUGACAGACACAAUCUCCAAGACUUCAUCAAUAUUAAACUCAACUCAGCUUCUAUAUUGCCGGAAAUGGAAGGACUUUCCGAGUUUACGGAGUAUCUCUCGGAGUCAGUGGAAGUCCCAUCUCCCUUUGAUAUCCUAGAACCUCCCACAUCGGGUGGGUUCCUAAAGCUCUCUAAGCCUUGUUGUUACAUUUUUCCCGGAGGGAGGGGCGAUUCUGCGUUGUUCGCAGUGAAUGGAUUCAAUAUGCUCAUCAACGGAGGAUCAGAAAGGAAAUCCUGCUUCUGGAAGCUCAUCCGACACUUGGACAGAGUGGACUCCAUCCUGCUCACCCACAUUGGGGAUGACAAUUUGCCUGGAAUAAACAGCAUGCUACAGCGGAAAAUUGCAGAGCUCGAGGAAGAACAGUCCCAGGGCUCCACCACAAAUAGUGACUGGAUGAAAAACCUCAUCUCCCCUGACUUAGGAGUUGUAUUUCUCAAUGUACCCGAAAAUCUGAAAAACCCAGAGCCAAACAUCAAGAUGAAGAGAAGCACAGAAGAAGCUUGCUUCACUCUCCAGUACCUAAACAAAUUGUCCAUGAAGCCGGAGCCUCUAUUCAGAAGUGUUGGCAAUACCAUUGAUCCCGUCAUUCUUUUCCAAAAAAUGGGAGUUGGUAAACUUGAGAUGUACGUGCUUAACCCAGUCAAGAACAGCAAGGAAAUGCAGUAUUUUAUGCAGCAGUGGACCGGCACCAACAAAGACAAGGCUGAACUAACCCUGCCUAAUGGCCAAGAGAUAGAUAUCCCGAUUUCCUGCCUAACUUCAGUCUCCUCUUUGAUUGUCUGGCACCCAGCAAACCCUGCGGAGAAAAUCAUCCGUGUCCUGUUUCCAGGCAACAGUACCCAAUACAAUAUCCUGGAAGGACUGGAAAAGCUCAAACAUUUAGACUUCCUGAAACAGCCGCUGGCCACCCAGAAGGAUCUAACUGGCCAGGUGGCCACUCCUACUGUGAAACAAGUAAAGCUGAAACAGAGAGCCGACAGCCGAGAAAGUCUGAAGCCAGCCACAAAACCACUUCCCAGCAAAUCUGUGCGAAAGGAGUCUAAAGAAGAAACCCCUGAAGUCACAAAAGCCAAUCAUGUGGAAAAGCCACCCAAAGUUGAAAGCAAAGAAAAGGUAACAGUGAAAAAAGACAAGCCAGUGAAAACAGAGACCAAACCUCCAGUGGCCGAAAAGGAGGUACCCAGCAAAGAAGAAGUGCCUCCAGUGAAGGCCGAGGGGGCUGACAAGCAAGGCACAGAUGUCAAACCCAAAGUCGCCAAGGAGAAGACGGUGAAAAAGGAAACAAAGGCAAAACCUGAAGAAAAGAAAGAGGAGAAGGAAAAGCCAAAGAAAGAAGUCGCGAAAAAGGAGGACAAAACACCUGUCAAGAAGGAGGAAAAACCAAAAAAAGAAGAGGUGAAAAAGGAGGUGAAAAAGGAAGUCAAGAAAGAGGAGAAAAAAGAAGUCAAGAAAGAGGUUAAGAAGGAAACCCCCCUGAAGGAAGCCAAGAAGGAAGUUAAGAAGGAAGAAAAGAAGGAAAUUAAAAAGGAAGAAAAGGAGCCCAAAAAAGAAAUUAAGAAAGUUCCUAAAGAUUCAAAGAAAUCAACAACUCCUGUAUCCGAAGCAAAAAAACCAGCCGCAUUAAAACCAAAAGUACCGAAGAAGGAAGAGCCUGUCAAGAAAGAGUCUGUUGCUGCCGGGAAGCCAAAGGAGAAGGGGAAAGUUAAGGUCGUUAAGAAGGAGGGCAAGGCGGCAGAGGCUGCGGUGGCCGCUGUCGGCACUGUGGCCACCGCAGCAGCUGUGGCAGCAGCAGCUGGAAUAGCAACCACUGGUCCUGCCAAAGAGCUCGAAGCUGAGAGGUCCCUUAUGUCCUCCCCUGAGGAUCUGACCAAGGACUUUGAAGAGUUAAAGGCUGAAGAAGUCGACGUAGCAAGAGACAUGAAGCCUCAGCUGGAGCUGAUUGAAGACGAGGAGAAGCUGAAGGAGACCGAGCCAGUCGAAGCCUAUGUCAUCCAGAAAGAGACGGAAGUCAUCAAAGGUCCUGCUGAGUCCCCGGAUGAGGGCAUCACCACCACCGAAGGGGAGGGUGAAUGUGAGCAGACCCCCGAGGAGCUAGAGCCAGUCGAGAAGCAGGGGGUGGACGACAUCGAAAAAUUUGAAGACGAAGGAGCAGGUUUUGAAGAAUCCUCAGAGGCUGGAGACUACGAAGAGAAGGCAGAAACUGAGGAGGCUGAGGAGCCAGAAGAAGACGGUGAAGAAACCGUGUGCGUGAGCACCUCCAAGCACAGCCCCGUGGAGGAGGAGGAGGAAAGCACGAAGGCCGAGGCCGACGUGCACAUCAAGGAGAAGAGGGAGUCUGUGACCAGUGGUGAUGACCGAGCGGAAGAAGACAUGGACGAGGCAGUGGAGAAAGGAGAAGCUGAACAAUCUGAAGAGGAGGCUGAUGAGGAGGACAGAACCGAGGAUGCCAGAGAGGAAGAAUAUGAGCCUGAAAAAGUCGAAGCUGAAGAUUAUGUGAUGGCCGUGGUGGACAAGGCUGCGGAGGCUGGUGGUGCUGAGGAUCAGUAUGGAUUCCUGACCACCUCAGCCAAGCCACUGGGAGCCCAGUCUCCUGCCCGAGAACCUGCGUCUUCAAUUCACGAUGAGACUUUACCUGGAGGCUCGGAGAGUGAGGCCACCGCUUCCGAUGAGGAGAAUCGAGAAGACCAGCCUGAAGAAUUCACUGCCACCUCCGGCUACACUCAGUCUACCAUUGAGAUAUCCAGUGAGCCCACCCCAAUGGAUGAGAUGUCUACUCCUCGCGACGUGAUGAGUGAUGAGACCAACAAUGAAGAGACAGAGUCCCCAUCUCAAGAAUUUGUAAACAUCACCAAAUUUGAGUCUUCACUGUAUUCUCAGGAAUACUCCAAACCUGCUGUUACAUCACUCAAUGGAUUAUCCGAAGGGUCAAAAACAGAUGCCACUGACGGCAAGGAUUACAAUGCCUCAGCCUCCACCAUCUCACCACCCUCAUCCAUGGAGGAAGACAAAUUUAUCAAAUCAGCUCUCCGUGAUGCUUACUGCUCUGAAGAGCAAGACGUGAAAGCCAGUGCCACGUUGGAGAUCAAAGACACCGUCUCAGCAGUUUCAGAUGAAAAACUUAGUCCGUCCAAGAGCCCGUCGCUGAGUCCAUCUCCGCCGUCACCCAUAGAGAAGACUCCUCUGGGUGAACGCAGUGUGAACUUUUCUCUGACACCCAAUGAGAUUCAAGUCUCAGCAGAGGCGGAAGCAGUCCCAGUGUCUCCUGAAGUGACCCAAGAAGUAGUUGAAGAACAAUGUGCUAGCCCUGAGGAGAAGACCCUGGAAGUGGUGUCUCCAUCUCAGUCUGUGACUGGCAGUGCUGGCCACACACCUUACUACCAGUCUCCCACCGAGGAGAAAUCUAGUCACCUCCCCACAGAAGUCAUUGAAAAAGCACCAGCAGUUCCAGUGAGUUUUGAAUUCAGUGAAGCCAAAGAUGACAGUGAACGGGCUUCCAUAAGCCCCAUGGAUGAACCUGUGCCUGACUCGGAGUCUCCUAUUGAAAAAGUGUUGUCUCCCUUACGGAGCCCUCCCCUAAUUGGAUCCGAGUCUGCAUAUGACAGUUUCCUCAGUGCUGACGACAAGGCUCCUGUUAGAGGUCCUGAAAGCCCCUUUGAAGGAAAGAAUGGAAAACAAGACUUUCCAGACCAAAUAAGUCCAGUUUCAGAUACGACUUCCACUGGUCUUUUCCAAGACAAACAGGAAGGGAAAAGCACGGACUUUAUACCGAUCAAGGAAGACUUUGGUCAAGAAAAGAAAACUGACGAUAUUGAAGCCAUGAGUUCUCAAGCCGGACUGGCCUUCGAUGAAAGGAAGUUAGGAGGAGAUGUUUCUCCUUCACAAAUAGAUGUCAGUCAGUUUGGCUCUUUGAAGGAAGACACUAAGAUGUCCAUUUCCGAAGGCACUGUCUCAGACAAGUCAGCUACUCCUGUCGAUGAAGGGGUAGCGGAAGACACAUACUCCCAUAUGGAGGGCGUGGCCUCCGUCUCCACCGCCUCCGUGGCAACAAGCUCCUUUCCAGAGCCAACAACAGAUGACGUGUCUCCUUCCCUGCACGCUGAGGUGGGCUCCCCACAUUCCACGGAAGUGGACGACUCCCUGUCAGUGUCCGUCGUGCAGACGCCUACCACUUUCCAGGAAACGGAAAUGUCUCCGUCUAAAGAGGAGUGCCCAAGACCAAUGUCCAUUUCUCCACCGGACUUCUCCCCUAAAACAGCCAAAUCCAGGACACCAGUUCAAGACCACCGAUCUGAACAAUCUUCCAUGUCCAUUGAAUUUGGCCAAGAAUCCCCUGAGCAUUCCCUCGCCAUGGACUUCAGUCGUCAGUCUCCAGAUCAGCCUACGGUGGGUGCGGGUAUGCUUCACAUCACUGAGAAUGGGCCAACCGAGGUGGACUACAGUCCUUCUGACCUGCAGGACUCCAGUUUAUCACACAAGAUACCGCCAACGGAGGAGCCGUCCUACACCCAGGAUAACGACCUUUCGGAGCUCAUCUCAGUGUCUCAGGUCGAGGCCUCCCCAUCCACCUCUUCCGCACACACCCCUUCUCAGAUAGCUUCUCCUCUCCAAGAAGACACUCUAUCCGAUGUCGUUCCUCCCAGAGAUAUAUCCUUAUAUGCCUCGCUCACCUCUGAAAAAGUGCAAAGUCUGGAAGGAGAGAAGCUCUCCCCAAAAUCCGAUAUCUCUCCACUCACCCCAAGAGAGUCCUCUCCUUUAUACUCACCUAGUUUCUCAGAUUCUACCUCUGCAGUCAAAGAGAGCAUAGCAGCGUGCCACACUCCGUCUCCUCCGCCAACAGAUGCAGCAUCUGCAGAGCCCUACGGCUUCCGUGCCUCCAUGUUAUUUGAUACGAUGCAACACCAUCUGGCCUUGAGCAGAGAUUUGACCACAUCUGGCGUGGAGAAGGACAGUGGAGGGAAGACCCCUGGUGACUUCAGCUAUGCCUAUCAAAAGCCUGAGCAAACAACCAGGUCCCCAGAUGAAGAAGGUUACGACUAUGAGUCUUACGAGAAAACCGCCCGGACCCCAGAUGUGAGUGGCUAUUACUAUGAGAAGACAGAUAUAACCACAAAAUCUCCAAGUGACAGCAGCUACCCCUAUGAGACCAUUGAGAAAACCACCGAGAGUCCUGAAGAUGGUGGCUAUGCCUAUGAAAUUACUGGAAAGACCACACGGACCCCCGAAGAGGGUGGGUACUCCUAUGAGAUAAGUGAAAAGACGAUCAGGACCCCUGAAGUGAGUGGCUACAGCUAUGAAAAGACUGAGAGGUCUAGAAAGCUCCUGGAUGACAUCAGCAAUGGCUAUGAUGACUCCGAAAACGGUGGCCACACACUUGGGGAUUCCAGCUACUCUUAUGAGACCACAGAGAAAGUUGCCAGUUUCCCCGAGUCUGAAAGUUAUUCCUACGAGACAUCUACUGCCACUGCACGAUCCCCUGAUGCUCCCACGUACGGUUAUGAGACUGCAGAGAGAAUCCCUGGGACCCCCCAGGCGUCCGCAUACGCCUAUGAGACUUCAGACCAGUGCUACACGGCAGAAAAGAAGUCCCCCUCAGAGGCUCGCCAGGAUGUCGACUUGUGCCUAGUGUCCUCCUGUGAAUACAAGCACCCCAAGACAGAGCUGUCGCCCUCCUUCAUCAAUCCGAAUCCUCUCGAGUGGUUUGCCAGCGAAGAGCCGACGGAAGAAUCCGAGAAGCCCCUCACCCAGUCAGGGGCAGCCCCGCCGCCUCCAGGAGGAAAGCCGCAGGGGCGACAGUGUGAUGAAACCCCUCCCACCUCUGUCAGCGAGUCAGCCCCAUCCCAGACUGACUCCGAUGUGCCCCCGGAGACUGAAGAGUGCCCCUCCAUCACAGCCGAUGCAAAUAUCGACUCUGAAGAUGAAUCGGAAACCAUCCCCACAGACAAAACCGUCACGUACAAACACAUGGACCCCCCUCCGGCCCCCAUGCAGGACCGCAGCCCUUCUCCGCGCCACCCCGACGUGUCCAUGAUGGACCCGGAGGCCUUGGCCAUUGAGCAGAACCUGGGCAAAGCUCUGAAGAAAGACCUGAAAGAGAAGACCAAAACCAAAAAGCCAGGUACAAAGACCAAGUCGUCGUCACCUGUUAAGAAGGCCGAUGGGAAGUCCAAGCCCUCUGCGGCUUCGCCCAAGCCAGCCGGCUUGAAAGAGUCCUCAGACAAGGUGUCCAGGGUGGCUUCUCCCAAGAAGAAAGAAUCUGUGGAAAAAGCCACGAAAACCGCCCCGACUCCCGAGGUCAAAGCUGCACGUGGGGAAGAGAAAGACAAGGAGACGAAGAACGCCGCCAACACCUCCACGUCCAAGUCGGUGAAGACCGCGACAGCAGGACCAGGGACCACCAAGACGGCCAAGCCCUCCGCUGUGCCCCCAGGCCCCCCUGUGUACUUGGACCUGUGCUAUAUUCCCAACCACAGCAACAGUAAGAAUGUUGAUGUCGAGUUUUUCAAGAGAGUGAGGUCGUCCUACUACGUGGUGAGUGGGAAUGACCCCGCUGCCGAGGAGCCCAGCCGGGCUGUCCUGGAUGCCUUGUUGGAAGGGAAGGCCCAGUGGGGCAGCAACAUGCAGGUGACUUUGAUCCCUACUCAUGACUCAGAAGUGAUGCGGGAGUGGUACCAGGAGACCCACGAGAAGCAGCAGGACCUCAGCAUCAUGGUCCUGGCGAGCAGCAGCACGGUGGUGAUGCAGGACGAGUCCUUCCCUGCGUGCAAGAUUGAGCUGUAGACGCCGCGGCCAGCCACGCCACAGGAGCUGAACUUUGUUUCCAGAAAUUCUUCACUUUGAAACCACCUUUUCUAAAAAGUCAAUUCAUCUAAACAAGUCACUGAACUGUUACCUGCCAAACGCUAUACUGUAUCACGGUGAUGCAAGUCACUAAUAUUUCUCAGUUUUUGCUGAUUGCUAAGGGAAGUAACAGUAUUCCCACAAUAGGGUUCAAGUUACUGCAAAAUUACCUACCCCAGUUCAUCUCUGCCGAACAUUUGGAAACCAUGCACUAGCAAACCCAGCUGACUUCUGCUAGGUAGAGGCGUUUGUCUUAGAGAGAGAGUGAGAGAGAGAGCGCGCAAAGAAAGAGAUGCGGGGGGAGAGAGAGAGAGAGAGAGAGAGGGAAUGAGGAAGAAAAGGAAUGCGAGAGAAGGCGAUGGAAUGGUGGAGUGCUGGUGAGACACCCAGAGAGAGAGAGCAGGGUGCGGUAAGGGGGAGAAAACAGCCAACCACUGGUCUGCGUUUUCUCAGGCAGUGUGUGUUUUGGUCUACACAGGCAGAGGUUUCCACGUGUGUCAGUCUGAGUCCUCAAAAAGGAUCUUAAUUUUCUAAAACAAGUCGGCUGGAAGAAAACAAAAAGAACAAAACUCGUCAUGAGGGCAUGGGAGAUUUUCAUGCCUUAAUUAAGCUCCUUCUGUUUGAAGGCUGCACACUGACAUAACACAGUGAGUAGACUGGACAUGCAAGUGGUUUGAACCCCAUUCAGAACGCUCAGACUCUUCAGACACGCGAGUCGACUGGUCUAAGGCAUGCUCCCAGCACUUGCGCACCCAGGUAGUCCACUCGAGUCCAUUCACCUGCAUGCGGAAACACCCAAGUCCACCCCAAUUCACAAGCAAAUACCAAAGCAGUUGGGAGUACACACAGUGGACAGUUGCCUUAGGAAGUGACUUGAAUGUACAAAGAUACUUGAUGCACUUAUUUUUUAAUGUGAGACAGCAAGUUUAUAAAACAUCCGUGUAGGAUUGUAGAUACUCCAGUGGAAGGAGCAUGUGUGCGUGCGUGGGGGGCUAGAAGCUGAUCUGAUGGGCACAGCGCUUGCUAGGAUGCUGAGUCAUGGGUGUCGAAUGCUGAGUCAUGCGUGUCGAAUGCCGCCGCAGUGCACCCGCGGCCCCUCAGCCAAACCAGCGGAGCCUUUCGCAGCUUCUUCACUACUGCAAGUUCAAGACUGAAAGGGCGUCUACGAUCAGAACUGGGCAAACAGUGAAUCUUAGGGUGGACGAGGUUCUCGGCAAGUGUACAGAAUUUACCUUCCUGUGUCUUACAUUGGCUUUUUUUUUUAAAUCUUCCAUUAAUUUCAGCAUAAUUAUGGGAACAAGUGUACAGAAGAAUUUUUUUUUAGCUAUGUGAGAAUUUUCAUAGAUGAACUUUUUAACAAAUGUUUUCAUUUACAGGAAAAUGCAAAGAAAAUUUUCAAGUGACAGUCUUUUUUUUUUUAAGUGUUUCGUAAGACAAAAAAAAAGAAUACUGUUUUUUUGAAGUUCUGGUGAGAUUGAAGUCUGACAUUUGCAGUAAUAAUAUUUAUUAAAAGCCCAUAACUACCAGGAAUAGUGACACCUCCCACCCCUCGAUUCCCAUAACACGAAAUCUGAGUAUGCGCUGUUUGAGAGUGGGGCGAACGGCAUGGCAGGCUACUUUUCCAGGCCUUUGCAAGUCCAUCACCCAGGGGUGUCCUACAGACUUCUUGCAAGAUCUUCAGCCAUGAGGUGAAAGAGCCAAGACAAAGAACCACGUUCAAAGAACCUUAGCGAGAAUUUGCUUUGGGGUUUCCUUUUCUGGAAAAAAAACAAGAGAAAUAAUACAUUGAAAGCAAAUGAGUUCCCACCUCUUCCGGUUCCCCAUGUGGAGUUCAGAGAUCAUUUCCUGCAUUGUCACCGCUGAACGAGGAACCUGGGCAGCCAGGGCGUGAUUUAGACUCUCGCCGAGUGUGCAGUGCAGAUCCGCGUGCCGGCGUUCAGACGGGCACUCUUCCCGGUGGCAGCCACGCCGUGCUGUCACAUUGCAUUUCUUGCAGACUCUAAAUCUACGGAGUAGUGAACAACGACCUCAUUUUAUUUUCUAUGUUAGUUAUUUAUUUCAAAAUUAACGUUUUAGUUUAUUUUUGUCUGAUAAGUGUAUGUUUUGCACUGCUAACUACCAUGAGGGUUUAAACAACGCUUCUUCGGGGUCCCUUCACUGAGGACCUAUGUAGUCUACUUAAUGCUGUGAAUUACAUUUUUCAAAUGUUUAAUUUUUUAAAAGAAUUAAUAUUCUAUUUUUUCUUUUAGGCUUCUCUAGAAAUGCAGCUUUUAUUUAUUACCCCAUUUCUUUCAAGUAAGUCCUUAAAAACAACACAUUGAUUAAGGGUACAAAAAGUUAGCACACGAUGGAAAACUCAUUGUGACACAAAUGGAUUUCAGUGAGUAUAAACUGAUCUGCCUCAGAUUUAUUUUAUGAGACAACCUAAGAUAUUCAACAUAGUUAUUUAAUGAUUAGUUGUUAAGUUGGUCCACAUACUACAUGGGAAGAGAGACAGGUUUCCAGCCUUCUUGCCAAAUCCAGACCCCUGGCUGAUUUUUCUUUGAUAGAAGAUGGAAUUAUUGUCCAAUUUCCCAAAUUAAAUUUAUUUAACAUGUACAUUAUUUUGCUUUAAAAAAAUACAAAUGUUUUAGGAAAAUUAUAUCCAGUCUUCAAAUAUAACCAUUCUAUCCCACUCUUUUUUUUUUUUUCUUUUCUUUUCUUUUCUUUUUUGCUAUGGGAUUUAAUGGGAAAGAUAGACAAACCUGUCAGUGCUCAGCCGGCUUUCUUCCACUGAGACAGAGCAGCACCUUUCUCCAUCUGCUGUUCUCAGUGCCGAGCACAGAGCCUGAGUCUACCAGGAAAACCAACAUUUGCAGUACAGGUUGUUCCUGUGCUUCCAGACCCCUUUCCUACCUGUGUGACUAACCUAAUUUUGCUAGUUCCAUCAGUACACAAUUAGUUUGCCCACAGCAUCACAAUGGACCAUGAACAUUCAUGGUGAGACCUAGAGAUUGACACAGACUUCUAGGAGCUCAGUUCAUAUCGAUCACUUCAUCCAGUUGUAUAGAUUGAAUUUUGGAGUGGAAGGAGUUUACACUCUGUUUAACUGAUGGCAUUCCAUGGAGGUAGCACUCCUGGUCAUGACCUUUUUGGUAGUAUUCUUAAACAAAAUUCCAGAGACUAAAUGUUAGCGAUGAUCCUCCAUUUUCAAUUUUAACUAAUUCUAUCCCCUUUCUCAAAACCCAACCCCUGUGCAUGCUUUCUCAGUCUCGUGGUGGACUGGGUACAAUGACUGACUACCCCCCAAAUGCCAUUUUCCAUGGAGUUCAAAAAAUUUUUUUGUCUUAACCUUGCAUAUCAUAGUGAAUGGUUUCCCCAGUGUAUAUGAGUGUUUUAAGUGUCUCCAGUAGCUUACAGGGUUUAGGAGCUUUCCAAUACUCACGUCAUAAGAUUUAAUCAUUUGCUAAUGGAAAUGUUACCACCUUCCAUUUCCCCUUUAUUACCAAAUUCCGGCUCUCAGGAGCUGCUCCACAAUUCUGAAAUUGCUUUUCUUGAUUCUCUUUAGUUGCCUGUUCACAAGAGGUUCUUGCUCAGUAAUGAUAUUGUGAGUUAGAUUAAUAACUUUUUUUUGCGCUUCAGAUUUAGAAGAAAAGAUCCUGUUUCCAUUCGAAAGGAACUGUAAGCUUUGAUCUUUUAACCAACUGAACAACACACCAAAAGCAGCCCCGGGAUGAGCAUUUUUUGGAAAGCAAUUAGGUUACUCACCUGGUAUUAAAGCUGUUUACUACUAAGAAAAUAUCUGACUUUAAGUUAAAAGGCAGCAUCAAAAACUGAAAAGGGAAAAAAUAAAUAGCUUCUCUGUACUCGUUCGGAGCUCCCCGAAACAGGAGCCGUGGAGAGGAGGCGUCGAGACCCGGCUGCCCUUGGGGACCACCCUGUGCUCCAGAGGCGUGCUCGCUGCCCGAGCACUCAGCACCUCUCCCCCGGCCCUGGAAAGACGUGGUGGAGCCCGCGGAGCAGCACCUCCCACUCCUCUCUCUUGUUCUGAAUGGUGUUUGUGUCAGUCUGCAGCUGUGUAUGGUAUUAUGUCUUAUAAUCCUGCAUCACUUCUAGCCUAUCCAGUCAUAUCUAAUGUAGAAAAUUAGUUUCCAGUGAAAGUAAUAUGUAGUGCUUUUAUGAUAUUUGUGUGCAAUAUCCCCUCUUCCAUUGAGGAUAUUUGAUGUAAAAGAAAAAAAACUCAGUUCCACAAUAAAAUACAAAAGUGGCAAAAGCUAA
Equus caballus (horse) is the source of this 12003-nucleotide messenger RNA. Lineage: Eukaryota; Metazoa; Chordata; Mammalia; Perissodactyla; Equidae. The record is from RefSeq and is a predicted model, not a curated record.